GGAACAGAAAAGCGAGCGCAGUCACACACCGGGUGCCAAACAAACCCGAGCUGCUCUCACCGAGAGGCGCAGUGCACAGCUGCCGAGCCAGCAGACUGUCAGCGGAUAACUCAGCAGCUCCGCCUCGCUCAGCUGCUAUAAACCUCUUCUAAACCUUUUACCACAUACACGGGAAAACAGCGCAGUGUCGACAGCAAGGACAAUCACCCGCACGGAGAGACAGAGACGGAGACGGAGGAAAUGGCCACAGCAUCAGUGGCUGAAGCUGAACCGACAUCCACCGAUGCAGCUAACGCUUUCUUAGGUCUUCAUGAUGCGGGUUGGACUGAAGCUCAGCUUCGCAAAUACCCUUUCCCAAUUAGACAAAUCCCACGGCUUUCUCAUACGGACCCCCGCGCAGAGAUCCUAAUCAAUAACGAGGAACCUGUCGUGUUAACAGAUACCAACUUGGUUUAUCCAGCGCUCAAGUGGGACAUCAGUUACUUGCAAGAGAACAUUGGCAAUGGGGACUUUUCUGUGUACAUUGCUGAAAACCAUAAAUUCUUAUAUUAUGAUGAGAAGAAAAUGUCAAACGUUGAGAACUUUGUGCCAAAGUCACGCAGAAUAGAGAUGAAGUUUUCUGAGUUUGUAGAAAAGUUGCACCAGUUGGAGUUGGAUGGAAAACAGAGAGUGUACUUGCAGCAAACCCUGAAUGACACAGUUGGGCGAAAAAUUGUCGUGGAUUUUCUGGGAUUCAACUGGAACUGGAUUAACAAACAGCAAACCAAACGAAACUGGGGGCAGCUAACAUCAAACUUGCUGCUCAUAGGCAUGGAAGGCAACGUGACACCAGCACAUUACGAUGAGCAGCAGAAUUUCUUUGCACAAAUCAAAGGUUACAAGAGAUGCAUCCUUUUCCCACCAGACCAGUUUGAGUGUCUCUACCCUUACCCUGUUCAUCAUCCAUGUGACAGGCAGAGCCAGGUUGAUUUUGAAAACCCUGAUUAUGAAAAGUUUCCCAAAUUUAAAAAUGCCCUUGGAUAUGAGGCUGUUGUUGGACCAGGCGAUGUGCUGUACAUUCCUAUGUACUGGUGGCAUCACAUUGAGUCGCUGUUAAAUGGAGGAGUAACUAUCACCGUCAACUUCUGGUACAAGGGUGCACCCACCCCAAAGAGGAUAGAGUACCCACUGAAGGCCCAUCAGAAGGUGGCCAUUAUGAGGAACAUUGAAAAGAUGUUAGGAGAGGCCUUGGGGGACCCACAUGAGGUUGGUCCAUUGCUGAACAUGAUGAUCAAGGGGAGAUACGAGCAGGGUCUGAGUUAAUCAGCAGUUUACCUCCAGUGUGCUUUGUGCGUAGGGAUGUGGAUGGAUACUUGUCUGUACAUUCAGAUUGUUCGGUUAACUGCAUGGCAGUAUUCUGGCUGCAUACAUUUCAAUCUGCUUUUAGUAUCUCAAGCUGUUACGUCUGCUAACGGAAGGUACCACUAGAGAGAAUUGAUUUGCUCUGUCUUUUGAGUCGUCAUAAUGUGAUAUACACUGAUUAGUUAUAUGAUUUAGUGUGGGAGAAAAUAAACAUUCAGAGCAUUGCCCCUGCAAUGGCACCCAUUUUUGUUGUUUGUUACCUUGUCAGAAUAGUCAAAAGAUGACUGUCAAUUUUAAGAGUGCUUCCAGCAAGCCUACCAGCAAGUUGUGUUACUUUAACAAUGGCAAAUUUUUACUAUAUACUGUCAUAUAUGCAGGUUAUAAAGUUAUACUUUUAAAAUCAGUGCCGAUUUUUUUUUUCUCCCCCUUUUGCCUCUUUUAACAAUCCCCCUGGCCCAAAAGAGUAUACAGUACAGUCACAGUAGUGAUGCACAGGAAAUAUCGUUUUAAGCCCUUGAAGGAAUGGGACUGUUAGUAGGAUUUUUUUUUUUUAAUGAGUUUUGACAAUUGCUAAAAAUAUUUUAUUUUUGUGCACAUUAAGUCAUGUGCUUGUUUGACUCGUGUAUUUGUUUGAAUGUAACCUUAUUUUACACGUGGUACAAUUUUCAGGACUCUUUUGCAAACUAAGGCAAAUGUUUCAUUUACUCUAGUUAAAGACUAUCAAGUCUUUGUGUGUGAAUUCAAUAAAAAUGUAUUUUACAGUAAAAAAGUAAUCUGUCCCACAUAAAAAUGAUGCUUGUUUGUAUAAUGACAAUGAAUCUGAAAGUCAGUAAUAUGCCCCCUUUUUUCUGAGGCUACUUCAGCAUUAUUAAAGAUGUUAUUUAAAUCCACACACAAAAGGAAACAUGAAGAAAAGUCUAGCUUGCUUAUUGUCACAGUUUAUUUGCCUAAUUGAGAUCUGAUUAACUGCUUUCCAAAUUAGUCUGUUUUAUAUUUAGGUUUUGUUUUUGUAAUGUAGAUUUAUUAACCUGUGUGUUUAUCUUCAGUAGCAGAAUGUUUAUGAUGAUUUUUAAUUACAGAUCUUUGGACCUAAGAGAAGUUCAAAUUGAUGAUUAUUGUUCUACAGUGAUUAUUGCACAAAAGUGAAUUAUUUUGUGGAUGUUUGAAAUUGUUAGACUUUGCGUACUUGGUUUUGUAAACGCUUACUGUGUAUGUGCCAAAUUGAUUUUCUUAAAUGGAGUUGUGAUUGAAAUCAAAGAUAAUUUUUUUUUAAAUUUUAGUAUUACAGCUUUUUUUUAUGUUGAUAAAAUAUCUAUGGCUUGACUGUACUUCGAAUGGAAAGAGAUGGUCAGUAUAGCACUUAAACAAACGAGCAAGUAUACUAAGUAUACUUAAAUUAAAUUUUAUUUGUAUAGCUUUUAACAAUUUAACAACAUUGGCACUUAAAAUGUCUGGGUAAUAGUCACUGUACAUGGGAAGCACUGCAUGUGGCUUGUGAUUACUUACCUAAGAGGUACUUAAAGCUGCAGGAUUUUGAAAUUUUGCCCCUUCUGGUAGACAAAUGCUAUCCAGGCCGAACAUUUUGUAAAUCUGGUUGUACUGCACUCUUCCUCUACACGCGAAUUAGUUUCAAGGCUGCGUGUGCACACAUUUAGACAGAACUCAAGGCUCUGUCCCAAACAGCACAAUGCACACUAAGAAGUAUGCCUAAACAGUAAUGACACUGUGUAGAGACUUGCUAUUUAUUAUAGUAGUAUGCAGUUUAGGAAGCAGCCCAAAAUAUUCACCACUUGAGAUUACUCAGUAUUACAGAACAAAGUAACCUUUUUUUGCACGUCAGUGUUACUGUCACAGUUACUGAGUGCCAAAUGAAAGAGCAAGACCUCUCAGCAAUAGCUUGCAUGUUAGCAGCUGUCAGCCGUUUAGCACAGAUUGCCUGAUCAAGCAGCCGAGCCUGUGCAUCGCUGGGCCACUGUGUAUCUGUGCUCAUUCUGUGGUGUAAUACACAGUACAUAUUCCACAGAACGAACUAGUCGCCUGUUAUUUUAUCAUCUAAUCUGUGUAUUUUGUUCUUCGGCCUGUCAAGAACAUUUGGCAUGAACCAGAUUGUGUUAGCUGAAUACAACUGAAUACAACCCUCAUCAGAUAAAGACUCUCGCUUACCUGAUAUAAAUAGUUUUGAAAUACAAAAAUACAGAGAAACUCACCAAUUUCUCCUGUUAGUCACUACCACCUACCAACUGGGAAUACAAACUUCACAAGGAAGAUAAAUCGGCUAGCCAUCAUCUAUUAUUCACCCUCUUCCCAUUAAUGAGAUGGGAAAUGCCUUAUCUGUUCAAGAAAAAAAAGAGAAAAACUAUCAAUCCUGAAUCCUUUUACAGUGUAGCACUGGAGUUCACUCUUUCACUCCUGUUUGUUUACACCAUCAUGCUGUUUGUCUCUUUCUGAUUGGCUGUGGCUCCUGCCAGUCACUGUUUAGCUAGACUUCUUUUGUGUCUGAAGUUGGGGCAAGAUGACGUUUGAUGUAUCUGAGCUAGGGUGCAACAUACGGAUAAAUUUCCUACCAACCCAAGGCCCCGACAUAGCUCUGACUGAAAGUAAUUAUUACAGGGUUGUCAGGGCGACUCGUGCCAGGUCAGAAACAUCAAAAAAAAAAAAAAAAAAAAUUAUAUGCACUGUAGUUUCAUUUAUAUCCAUUUAGAAUUGCUGUUAUUUCCCAUGUACAUAAAAAUGGAGAAGUAGUAGGGAUGGGGAUGUACUGUAAGGGGGGCUGUAAGCCAGAAUCAUUAUUUUGUAAAUAAGAAAAUCUUCAUUCUUGUGUUCAGUUCAUUUAUGUCCAUUUGUUAGCCAGCUUUCACUUCCAUAUAUCUGCAAAACCACUGUUAAAACACUGGUAUCUUGUUUUUGUUAACCCUUAGGGAAUGUUUCUGGGUUAGAAAUUGCAAAAUAGUUUUUACUUGGAGUACUCAUCAGAUUUGCAUAAUGACUCCUGUUUAGCCUUAAUAUUAUUAAGAGAAUAUAAUGUGUGUGUAGGGUACUGUCUUUUUCAGUCUGUCAUUUACCCCAUGGGUUUUAAAGAAAUGAAGGUAUUGCACAAUUAAGCAUUAAGCAGUGCGUGUAUAUAUAUAUAUAUGCUCUACUGAAUAAGAUGCUCCACCCUGUUGUGCAUGUAGUUGAUAAAUGAAAGGCUCUUUAGAAGCAAAGGUACACUGUCUGUUUUACCUUGCCAAAUGUUUCAGGAUGCUUUAAUUCAUUGUUGAGAAAUGUUCCUCUUCUAGAAAUAAAGCCUUACCCAUUAUUUA
Messenger RNA from Pangasianodon hypophthalmus (striped catfish), 4643 nucleotides. RefSeq names its product hypoxia inducible factor 1 subunit alpha inhibitor (gene hif1an). NCBI's taxonomy places the organism in Eukaryota, Metazoa, Chordata, Actinopteri, Siluriformes, Pangasiidae. Gene Ontology annotation, cellular component: nucleus; cytoplasm. Gene Ontology annotation, molecular function: ankyrin repeat binding; peptidyl-histidine dioxygenase activity; [protein]-asparagine 3-dioxygenase activity. The record is from RefSeq and is a predicted model, not a curated record. The coding region runs from base 241 to 1302 and encodes 353 amino acids. Gene Ontology annotation, biological process: peptidyl-aspartic acid hydroxylation; negative regulation of Notch signaling pathway. The transcript is spliced from 8 exons.